AUGUCCACAAUAACCACCACCAAAAGUACUGCUACAACAGUACUUCGGCCUCAUCUCGAAGCCCUCCAGCGAGAUGGCUUCGUCGUUGUCCGCUCUAUUCUUCCUCCAGACCAAGUCGCCGUGCUCCGUGAAGCCGCCGCCAAGGUGACCUCGAUGACACGGUCUGGUCAGUGGCCGUAUCUACGAUCAGUGCCCAAGCAAUUCCCCCCUUGGCCAAACACACCUCCCCCAUCGUCUGAGGGCGGUAUUUGGGGGGUGCAGCAUUUGAUGCACCCUGAAAUGCCAGACCGGGAAAAGUUUAUCAAGGCGUAUUUCUCUCCACGAAUUCUUGCCGUGGCCGAGGAAUUACUCGGCAUAUCUGCGAAUGAAAUACACGACGAGGAACUUCUCGUGAUGGAACUCUUCAAUCUCCUAGUGGCACCUGAAAACAAAGCGUUUGAACUGCGCUGGCACCGCGACGAUGUGCCUGAAUCGGUCAGUGCAGAGCGUGAGUUCGAGUUGCUCCACCAGAAGAGCCCAGAAGGAAAGCAGUCGCAUGCACAAUACAACCUUGCCCUGUGCCCAGAUGCGUCUCUCAUUGUGAUACCUGGAUCACAUCGGCGCGUGCGAACUGAAAGCGAACGUGCUGCCGAUCCGUACGAGGCAAUAUUGCCAAACCAACUUAUUGUCAAGCUUGAACCAGGUGAUGCUGUCUUUUACGAUAGCAACAUCCUGCACCGCGGCAUUUACCAGCCCAAGGUUGAAGGCGGCGAAGAGACUCGGCUAACAUUGCACGGCAGCUUGGGACUAAAGGACAUUACGAAUGCAGACAACAAAGUUCGUGCAACAGCGGUACUGCAGCACGGCAUUGGCUUCUGGGUAGGCCGCGAUGAUGCUACGUUGGGGGUUGGCGAGCGUGCUGAGAAGAUGCGGCGCAACCUGAUUAGUUUGGGCCGGGGUGAGAAUGUCGGAUACUCUUUGGAGGGCUGA
Messenger RNA from Talaromyces rugulosus, 969 nucleotides. RefSeq lists its product as uncharacterized. The coding region runs from base 1 to 969 and encodes 322 amino acids. The transcript has a single exon. NCBI's taxonomy places the organism in Eukaryota, Fungi, Ascomycota, Eurotiomycetes, Eurotiales, Trichocomaceae. The record is from RefSeq and is a predicted model, not a curated record.